Molecule: messenger RNA, 2745 nt
Organism: Ruditapes philippinarum (Manila clam)
Lineage: Eukaryota; Metazoa; Mollusca; Bivalvia; Venerida; Veneridae
Exons: 3
Coding region: 604-2151 (515 amino acids)
Biological process (GO): biosynthetic process
Molecular function (GO): catalytic activity
Source: RefSeq, a predicted model, not a curated record
UACGAAACAACGAAUCGUUAACUUUAAUUAUACAGGAUGUUUAAUUUAUCUUUUCAAUCGAGGCAGUGUAGUUGUUAUAUGUACAUGCAUAAAAGCGGAAGUUAUUAUAUAUAGCAGACGACACGAAACGACCGAACUUGAAAAGUUCAAUUUUUAAUUGCGGAUGUAAAAGGAUAACUUAGUGAUUCUAAAUGAAACAAUUUUCGUUUUAAAUCGUAAGAUGUUACACUUGUUUGCAGAUUUAAUAUUGUGAUCUAUAUGGACUUUAAGGAAAAGGGACGGGCUUUGGAUGUGUUUAUGGUGUUCUAAUGUGUGUUUUUUAAUUGGCAUUAGUCUGGUCCAUUUAAUAUAUCUGUAACGAACAUGUUAAAUAAAAUGAUUGUGUUUUAAAUGUUUUAAUUGCAAAACACGAGUUUAUAAUAAUGGAUUUUGUACUUGGAUAGCUGCCAGAAAUCCGGUUACUAAAUACAGAACAUAUCAACUAACAGACAGUGCGCUUAGCGAAUACUUUGACAUUAUUGUACAUGCAAUAAUAUUUAAAUAAAGUGAUCUAGCUUAAGGGAGUGUGCUAUCUUCAAUACUGGGAUUGGGUUUAAAGGAAGAAUGAGUUUUCUUUUAGAUUUAGAAAGCUACAACGUAAAGCAAGAAGAAUUCUGGCCGCGUCAAGGUCGUGUCAUUUUGUCACAGUUUACAGAUAAAUCUAUUAUUGUUUAUCAAACAACUGAAUAUCAAUCGUCUGGUGGGAAUGCAGAAAAAUAUGGCGCCGUUAAUGGCAGCGACGCACGAUCAGUGAUAGGGAUCAAAGAAAAUAACUGGAAUGCAGUCGGAGCGUCUAGUAAGCGUAAAAAAGACACAGGUGUAGACUCAGAUAGAGCAGACGGAAGUAACUCUAAUUUGCCAAAUUUUUCUGUGAGAUUUGAGACAAGUUUUGUGAGGGCGAUGUAUAACUGUGAAUGGGGCAAGGCUUCCGGCUAUGGGCGUGUUCUGGCUACGCUGUUGAAACGAGAAGGAUUCGAAGAAAUACUUCAAGAUUACCUCAAAAACAUCAAGAGUAAAACUCCCACUGGGGACGUUUCAAUUGAAUGGAAGGCAGAUAGGUCUCCUACAGGACAUAUACUGAACCGAUAUGUCCCGGAGUUUACCAUAAGAGGGAACAUUCUGCAACAGUUUUACAGCAAAUGGACAAUAAGCGUCAAGGACAUUACAAAAUACGUCGACCACCAACGAAGAUUCAUCGGAUCUGGUCUCCUUAAACGUACAUGGACACCAAAAGAAAUAGUUUACAGAUCUGAUUUGUCUGAACAAUGUGUAACACUUGACAUUGAAAAUAAUAACCUUCAUGAUGAUGUUGAUGAUGAUGAUGUUGAUGAUGAUGAUAUUAAACAAGGCUGUCCAGAAAUUUUAGACAUAACCCUUGCAGAUUCCUCAGAUUUAUGGAAAAGCAUCAGUGACCCUAGAGAAGCUAUUCUAUACUUGUACGGCGCUUUUAAUCCGAUACAUUUGGGUCAUGUCAACGCCAUUUUGGCAGGCAAACGUUGGCUUGAAACUGAAGGAAAAUAUACGGUAUGCGCCACAAGAAUAGCGUUGGCGUCGGAUCCUAAUAUUAAGCAGAAAAAUGCAAACUCUGGGGAUUUAUGUAUUAAGUUUGAGCACCGUUUGAAACUUUGUGAGCUAGCUUGCAAGGACCAUGAUUUUAUCAAAAUCUGCCCUUAUCCAUUUAACUCACAGUCUACGGUCGGGGAAAAGACACGGAAGGAACUUGAUAAACCCGAUGCAACAUUAGUUCCUCUGAUGGGGUCAGAUCGAGCGUAUCUAAAUAAAAGGCGACUAAAGGCCUACAGGGGAGAUAACAAAUUUGUUUUAUGUGUUGGCCGUAAGGGAAUGAGCAAAGCAGAACGUGACACAUUUGAAUGCGCCGAGAAAAUCCUUCCAACGCUUUCCUACGAUUUCUUCGUCGUUCCAACCGAGUUUAAUGAAAUAAGUUCCACUAAAGUUCGGCAAAAAUUAUCACAGAUGAAGGGAAAUCACUCUGAAGGGAAGCAUGGUUCUAAAAACAAUUCACUGAUUAUGAAAGAAUUGGUAAAACUCGGAUGGAUAUCAGACAGGGAAGGGGAUUAUAUAUGUGAAAACAUUAACACUUUGUUUUUCUAAACUUUUUACCUACUGAAUUUCUUCAAUUAACUUGCACAGUUUCCAUUGUUGAAACUUGACGCAAAACCUUAUUGUUCUGACCUGAAGUUUUGGCCGAAUUGUGGCCCCUAGAAGUUUAUCAGAAUGCUUGUUUACCAUUACUACACGACUGAUUAAAAGAACAAACAAACUCUACACGUUACUAAAAAUCUCCACUGAUGUCAAAAACCUAAAAAUAUAUUAUUUAAAUUUUCUUGUGCAGAUCAAUUGUAUGGUGGCAUAUUUCUGCCACCAGAUAACCAUAAGAGGUUAACUAGUUACGUAACUAGUUAAUUUUUUCAAUAAAUAAAAGAUCAUAAUGGGAAAUAAAUGCAUGUAAGUACCAACUUUUAUUAUUUUACCAGCUUAAUAUUAAGUGGUUAACUAGUUACGUAACUAAGUGAUUAACUAGUUACGUAACUAGUUAACAACAUAACUAACUAGUUAAUGAAGAUGGUUAACUAGUUACGUAGUAUGGUUAUCUGGUGGCAGAAAUAUGCCACCAAACAAUUGAGCUACUCAAAACAGAAAGAUGUUUAAAUGAUAAUUAAAGAAAUAUACACAAAAAUAAAUUGA